GCGGGGGGAACGCGCUGCUUUUCCCGGUAGAGCGGGAGGGCGGUUGUCUGAUUCUCCGCGUCUGGGCGCACGGUAACGUAGGCUACGCGCGCAGUCACUCCUCGGGACCAUUCGGAGCUCGCCCAGUGUGCCUGCCCCGACUCGGGCACCACGGAGGCGGGCACUGCGUUGGUUCGGGUCGAGGGCCCUAGGUGGAGCUGACCGGGGGCUGUGAAAAGCCUGGCCCCGUCGGGGCCGAGUACUGAACUCUUCCCCGCCGGUGGGGCCCCCCGGUUCCAGCCCGCUAAUUUCCAUCAUUCAGAGUCGCGCUACUCGCUGGAAGCCCUGAACUCCGUGCCCCCCAAGCCCCGGGCUCCCUGCGGGAAUGUUCAAAAAUGAGUACCAGGGAGGUGCAUUUGUUGAAAUCUUUAGUGCUCAGGGAAAAAAUCCUGGAGCAAAAUGGAAGAUUGUUGGCAGUCCAUCUGUGAUUUGGAAAGAAUAUGAUAAAGAAGUUAAAAGUUUCGUGUUUGUUCUGGAAGGCAGCAGCCAAACAAAUAAAAUUCAGUUACCGAAAGAGAAUAAGCAAAUCCUUGGACUGAUCCAGAGGUUUCUUGUACUUCAGAUUUACAUACCCCUGGGACAAGACUUCUCCACCGAAUUGCUAAUUACUGAUUUAAGGAACAUAAAAAGAAGAUUAUAUUUAUCAACAGUCCAUAAAGAAGUGUCCUCAACCCCUCUUCAUGCAAAAAUCCCACUCUUCAUGAUCAAGCGCAAAAUUUGGUGCAAUCUAUGCAUUGACUUGGUGGCAUUUACCAGUGAAAUAUUCAAAGGAGCGGUUUUCCAGUCACUGGAUGGCAUUAUUGUCUCAGCCACUUGUAAGCUACGGAAGAUCUUUACUUUAAAAUCCAAGCCUCAAGACACUGCUGAUAAAGGUGCUGGAUAUGAUGUUCCCUUUACAACAGAUGAACCUACAGACAUUAUUCCACGAAGCUGCCAACUAACAACAGAUGUUCCACAAGUCACACAGCUGCUUAACAUGACUAAACUCCGCCAAACUGAAAUAAAAUUUGGAGGUCAUCUGCUAAAUUCAGCAGAAUCAGAUCAGUUCAUUAGCAGAGGAACACGUAGCACACAGAACAGUAAAAAUCAAGAUGUUUGUCAUAUUGCCUUUGGAUCCAAAGUUCUUGGGCCACCUCCACUCUCUGGCAGAAGAACUAACAUGAGGAUAUCCAGUGAGACAGUAAGAUCCAUUGGGUCCAGAAAUAACCGAUCAUGCCAGCAGUCUACAGUAGAGAAGUGUGUUAACAGUACAGAAAUGUCAACCUUGCUGUUAUCUGAGUCUGAGGAGCAAGGAGAUAAAGAAAAUAUUCGCCAAAUAAAGCAAGCUGUACCUAUUCAUGCCAAUCUGCAUAUUAUACAUCCACAUCCCCCUCAAGAACCAUCAGCAGAUAAGAAUAAUAACAGGAGAAGAUUACGGUUAAAAAGCACCAGCAGAGAAAGGACAGAGACACCCAGCGGCAAUUCUUUAGGAACUAACAGGAAUGAACCCAAAGCAACAACUGUCCUCCCAGCUGUCCACCAACAGAGAGCAGAGACAUUGAACACCAGCUCUCCAGAUCCCCAGUCUCCUGAUCAAGCAGUGUCAGAUGAAUGGAUAUUUCCUGAAAAUGAUGAUCACAUUCCCCAUUUGGUGUCCAGCACACAAUCUCUACUUCUGGAUGAAGACUCCUGCCACUCCUCACAUCUGUGGCUGGAAGCCAGCAAGGAAAAUGAACAUGACCAACAGGCAGAGGAAACCCAGAUUUUUCCAAAGGAUAUUUUCACUUUUUCAUCAAGACCACGAUCAGCACCUCAUGGAAAGACACAGAAUAUGUCCCCAGAGGGAUGCCCAUUUAUUUUGGAUCUAAAAAAGGAUACCAGAGUGACAAUGGGAGACACCCAGUUGGAAGAUGACUUUUAUGGUGGUGACAGCAGCGAAGAGGGUAACCACAGUGUCCAGGGUUCUCCAGCCCCAGCAACUAGUCCUCCAGGCUUAACUCAGUUAUUAGAGAGCAUGCUGGGGAAGGCUGCAAAGUGGACAAGUGAAGGAUAUCAAAAAAGUGCCAACGCUGAAGCAGGAGCAUCAGAAAGCCAGAAUUCCUUGAUGGAGCAGAUAGAUAAAAGAGACUUUGAAAUGAGUUUGGUGCCUACACCAUGCCUUUCUCCCCCUGGAAUAAGGAAUGAAUCUUCUCCAGAAAUUCCAGAUCCUAUUAUCAAGGCAAAGGACCUACUAGCCCAUCAAGUGUCAGCUUCACUAUACAAAAUCUCUGGAAAGGAAAUUUCAGGGGAGAUGUUGAAACCGAUUCCUGAAGUAUCUGAAUAUGACUGGAGAAACUAUCAACCCAACCCAAUGAGUGAAUCCGAGUUGCAGAUGCUGGCAAGCCUACGGCGGCAACAGAAUGAAGAACUGGAGGACACUGGGGCUUCCCAUGGCCUGAGUGCAUCCCAGGUUGACAACUGUAAUGUCAGCAUAAGUACCAGCAGUGACGACACAACCACCUGGAACUCCUGCCUGCCACCCCCUGUCAACCAGGGUCGCCACUAUCAGAAAGAAAUGAAUCCACCUUCUCCUUCUAACCCCCGGGACUGGUUAAAUAUGCUGAGCCCACCAAUUGUUCCUCCCAGUCACCAGCCAGCAGAGCAGCAUCAGGAUUCUUCUGGAAGCUUGAGUGCUCAAGGUGAAGAAGACCUGAGUGUGGAAGAGGACGAGGAAGUGCUGACUCUGCUGUAUGACCCAUGUCUGAACUGUUACUUUGACCCCCAGACUGGGAAAUAUUACGAGUUGGUAUAAAGCUUCCUUCCUUCCAGGGCAGAGAAUGGCCACCCCAACGGAGCAGGAUAGUGGUUCUGACUGCAUGUGUUAGACAGGCCCAUGGAACCAAAGUAAUUAAGAGAAAUGGAGUUAGUUUGUACAUAAUGUUCAAUGUUAAGACUACCUACAUUCUUUUAGUAGAUGCCUGUGAUUUUUUUGGAACUGUGAAGGAAAUAAUACAGAGACAAGAAUUUAGGACUUUGAAUUGGUUCUCAUUUGUGGGUUCCCAUCCUACAUAGAAUUUCGUAUGAUUUUGUGUAAACAAAUUAAGAGUUAUUAAUUCAAAAUUUUUGCAGUGUUAAUCAGUAAAUGAUGGCUUGAUAUUCAGAAAAUGUAUUCUUGUUUAGCAAAUACCUGGGAACCUUUUAUUACCUAUUUGUAUUAAAAAUAAAAUAUGAUGGUUAGAAGAA
Phacochoerus africanus (Common warthog) is the source of this 3240-nucleotide messenger RNA. It is a transcript of the gene CFAP20DC, whose product is annotated as CFAP20 domain containing. The record is from RefSeq and is a predicted model, not a curated record. Bases 365 to 2809 code for a protein of 814 amino acids. The transcript has 17 exons. NCBI's taxonomy places the organism in Eukaryota, Metazoa, Chordata, Mammalia, Artiodactyla, Suidae.